Brienomyrus brachyistius is the source of this 680-nucleotide messenger RNA. RefSeq names its product serine/threonine-protein kinase PLK3-like. Gene Ontology annotation, biological process: mitotic cell cycle; regulation of cytokinesis. The coding region runs from base 26 to 541 and encodes 171 amino acids. The transcript has 4 exons. Lineage: Eukaryota; Metazoa; Chordata; Actinopteri; Osteoglossiformes; Mormyridae. Gene Ontology annotation, cellular component: centrosome; spindle pole; cytoplasm. The record is from RefSeq and is a predicted model, not a curated record.
GCUCUUUUGGAAGCACAGCAUUUUUAUGUCAAAUGUGAAAGACCUCAAACACCUUUGCUGCCUUUCUUACUACAGGUACCAGCUUCUGGUUGGGGAAAUCGCAUUCUACGCUGACGAUUACUGGGAGAUGCUCAAGAAUAUAAAGGAAGCCAAAUUUAUUCUACCGCAGAAUCUCUCUAUUGAAGCUGGGAAACUGAUGGGCAAGAUAUUUAGAAUCGACCCACGGGAUCGCCCGUCACUAUCGAAUGUCCGUCGCCACAAGUUCUUCACAAAGGGCUUCACUCCAAAGGCACUGCCAGCUAGUAGCUGCAAUACACCACCACAGCAUAAAGCAGUCAACCCAUUCAAAAAGAUUUUCAACCGUUUCAUGCGCCUGAUACGAAAAAAGCGAUCCAGAGUUGAGCCUUUACGGGAGGAUGCCGAGCAGAGUGGACUUGAGAUCCCCCAGCCUGUGGAGUCACUCCGUGUUCUAGAGGAUGUCAACAGACCAAUGAACAAAUUGACCUGGUCCAGUUGGUCAAAGUGGUUGAGGGACCUGUAGGCAGGCUGUACUCAGCAAGUGCAGUGACGCCCCACACCUGAGUGCCUCCCCCAGCUCCCUGUCCACUCCUGUUUCAAUAAAGUUCUUUUGUGUUUCAAGCAUUCAGGCAUGGAUUCAGUUUUUUUCUUGUAUGAUUAUG